AGCCUGUGCAUCGAGAACAGCUGCAUCGCCGCCCACGAUAAGCGGGGAAGGUACGGAACCCUGUUCACCAUGGACCGGGUGCUGACCCCCCCAAUGGGGACUGUCAUGGACGUCUUGAAGGGAGACAAUCGUUUCAGCAUGCUGGUAGCUGCCAUCCAGUCUGCUGGGCUGACAGAGACCCUCAACCGGGAGGGGGUCUACACAGUCUUCGCACCCACAAAUGAAGCCUUCCAAGCCAUGCCACCAGGAGAGCUGAACAAACUCUUGGGAAAUGCCAAGGAACUUGCCAACAUCCUGAAAUACCACGUUGGCGAUGAAAUUCUGGUUAGCGGAGGCAUCGGGACCCUGGUGCGGCUCAAGUCUCUCCAGGGUGACAAACCGGAAGUCAGCUCAAAAAACAACGUAGUGAGUGUCAAUAAGGAACCUGUAGCUGAGACCGACAUCAUGGCCACAAACGGCGUGGUCUAUGCCAUCACCAGCAUUCUGCAGCCUCCAGCCAACAGACCUCAGGAACGAGGGGACGAGCUUGCAGACUCUGCACUUGAGAUCUUCAGACAGGCAUCGGCAUAUUCCAGGGCUUCCCAGAGAUCUGUGCGACUAGCCCCUGUCUAUCAGAGGUUACUAGAGAGGAUGAAGCAUUAAGCUGAAAGACCACAGGAGGAACAUACCUCAGCAGCUCCCCACUGAUUUCUCUCAGUUUGCCAAAGAGACUGUUUAUUUGUAAAACCAAAUAUCACACUUCAAUGUACAUGGGCCGAACCACAAUGAGAUCUGAGCCUUGGGUGGGGGGGGGGAGGAAGAGAGAUGUACUUUAUUAUUUUUUGUUCCCCCUAAACAUGGCUGUUAACCCAUUACAUGUAGAAAUGUAGAUGUCACUGUCUGACAUUCACUUCCAGAAAAGACUGUCCCAAACAUGGAAUUUCCUGUAUAUGUCGAGUGCCUGGAAAAGGGAGCUGCAGUAUUGUGGAGCUCACAAAAUAUAAAUCAAGAAAUCCAAUGUUAGGGAAGCCCAGGCAUGGUUUUGUAAAGUUGCUGCACAGCUGGAGAAAUGGUAUCACUAUAAGCUAUGAGUUGAACUGUUCUGUCAAAUGUGUCUUGCAUCUCUACGUGGCUUGGAUGCUCCUAUGUGGCCCUGUUCAGGUAGAAAAGAAAGUGUAUGUAAAGCAGGUAGACUCCAAGUUUUCUGAGUGUGACAGAGCCAUGGUGUGUUUGUAAUAAUAAAACCAAAGAAAUGUA
This is a messenger RNA of Tupaia belangeri chinensis (Chinese tree shrew), 1236 nucleotides long. RefSeq names its product transforming growth factor-beta-induced protein ig-h3. NCBI's taxonomy places the organism in Eukaryota, Metazoa, Chordata, Mammalia, Scandentia, Tupaiidae. The annotation marks the transcript as partial. The record is from RefSeq and is a predicted model, not a curated record. The transcript is spliced from 7 exons.